Anolis sagrei ordinatus is the source of this 1446-nucleotide messenger RNA. The record is from RefSeq and is a predicted model, not a curated record. Lineage: Eukaryota; Metazoa; Chordata; Lepidosauria; Squamata; Anolidae.
AGGAAUCAAGGAUGCUGGGAAGCCGCCAUAGCUCAUCUCUUUAUGAAGCAGGAGAAAUGGCCUCCAUGGAACAGGAUCAGGUGACUUUUGAGGAUGUGUCUGUACAUUUCAGUGAAGAAGAGUGGGUGCUGCUAGAUCCAGAUCAACAAGCCCUGCAUUGGGAUGUCAUGGGAGAGAAUUAUGAGAUGUUGGCCUUCUUCAUUGGGGCUGCAAAAGAGAAUGAAAAUAUGGGAGCACCAUGUGAAACAUGGCUGAAAACACCGAGAUAUAAAGAGAGGGAGGAGCAAAGCUUGGAAAUGGAAGCAGAAGAAUAUAGAAGGAACCGGUGCCCUGUUGACACCAAGGAAAUCACAAUCCAAGAAAGAACGGACGAAAGCAGGACGGUCAAGACCGGCCUUGUCUUUGAGAAUGGCUUCUUCCAUGUGUUGUCAUGCUUGAGUGAUGAUAUCACAAAUGAUGUAGAGAAAGAACAAGCUAAAUGCCAACAGUGGAAAGAAAGCUUUGGAUCUAGUAUACACCUGACAAACUGUGAAAAUCCCCAAAUUGUGGACAAACCGUAUAAAUGCCCAGAGUGUGAAAAAAGUUUCCGUUGUAAAGGAAAUUUGCGAAAACACAGAAAGUGCCACUUGGGAAGGAGGCCAUUUAAGUGCCUCGAGUGUGGGAAAGACUUUGCCGAAAAGAGAAAUCUCGUUGCGCAUGAAAUGAAUCACAUAGGAAAGAGACCCUAUCAAUGCCCAGAGUGCGGGAAGAGUUUCUGUUUGAGAAAUACCCUCAACAGACACCAAAAAACCCACAUGACAGAGAAGCCAUAUAAAUGCCUGGAGUGUGGGAAAGGAUUUGCUCAAAAGAGAAGUCUGAUUGGACAUGAAAUGAAUCACAGGGGAGAGACACCCUAUAAAUGCCCGGAGUGCGGAAAGGGCUUCAAUGACAAGAGAAGUUUCAUUGGGCACGAAAUGACCCACAGGGGAGAGGCACCCUAUAAGUGCCUGGAGUGUGGCAAGGGCUUCAUCCUCAAGAGAAGUCUUUUCCUCCAUGAGAUGAAUCACAGAGGAGAGAAACCCUAUAGUUGCUUAAAAUGUGGGAAGAGCUUUAGCAGCCAAUUUGUUCUCAAAAAGCACCAGAAUACUCAUAGAGAAGAAGAGCCCCACACAUGCCUGUGGGAAGGGUCUCAGUAGGAUAGGGAAAAGGCAGAACUACUUAAUGCCUUCUUUGCCUCGGUCUUCUCACAAAAAGAAAGUCAUCUUCAACCUCAGCAAGAUGGAGUGGAUGAGGGAUUAGAGGACAUCCAACUCCAAAUUGGGAAACAAGUCACCCAGGAAUACCUGGCCGCUCUAAAUGAGUUCAAGUCCCCAGGGCCAGAUCAACUACACCCCAGAGUAUUGAAGGAACUAGCGGAAGUCAUUUCGGAACCAUUGGCAACCAUCUUUGAGAGAUCUUGGAGAACGG